Molecule: messenger RNA, 1563 nt
Organism: Nipponia nippon (crested ibis)
Lineage: Eukaryota; Metazoa; Chordata; Aves; Pelecaniformes; Threskiornithidae
Source: RefSeq, a predicted model, not a curated record
AUGACCUCAGACGAGUUCAGUCCAUCCAGGACCCUGAACUUCACACGGAUGGGGCUCUGCGAGUCCCACUGCGCUGUGUCGCUUGCUCUCCCGGAUGGGUCAGUAGACCAGCCAUGUCAGCAAAUCCGAUACGCUUUGUUACAAAACCGGGAAAUUCCCGGUGAAAAUGAAAUCGUGCAAGUAACAGCAACUUUUGUGGAGAGUCAGGCGCCGGUGCGGCUGAGGGGCUGCGGCCACAGCUUCUGCCGGCCCUGCAUCGUCGCGUACUGCAAGGGGAGGCAGCGCGCCGGCUGCCCGCUCUGCCGGGACGGCUUCGAGCUGAAGGACCUGCGGCCCAACCGGGAGCUGGCCGCUUUGGUGAGCCUAAUCCCGCAGGAGGAAAAGGAAGAAGAGUUGGAAACACAGGAUGAACCGACCCCCUCCGGAGCUGUUGCCUGCAACGACCGGAGCGCGGCGGGGCAGCGACCUGGGGAGAAGGGGCGGCCGGAGGAAGAGAUAUGGGACAUCUCCAAGCAACUAGAAAUGCCUGCAGAGACCAUCCGCCUCUUGAGGAAAGAUCUCAGUGAAGCGAAGGAAUAUGCAUCUCGGAUCAAAAGCCAGAUUACUAAAGAUUUCUGUUGCAUGAAGGAAUAUGUUGAAAGACAGGAGAGAAACACACUGAUGUUCAUUACACAAGAGCAAAAAGCAGCUGAACAGAAAAUUGAAGAGACUAUUCACCAGCUCUGUAUCGAGGGGAACAAGGUCACAGACAUCAGAGCCCAAAUGAGUAACUUACCUGAGAGACAUAGGUACAAAGGCUCACCUUCAACAAUGAAUAAAAUUACACUUGAUGAGAAGCUUAAUGUUGUCAAAAGUGCUGUAGAAGAUCUUAAGAGAGAGUUGGAAAUUUUACUUUUGGAGAAGUACGCGCGGCAGUUCCCACCAGUGCAACCUCCAGACUUACAUCAGGAGACAAAGGUCUGCUCAUCAUCUCCAGAAUCUGCAGCUAAAAAUCCAGAAACAAUGAUUUCAAGCCAGUUUUCUCAGUGGGCAGAUGAUGUGACUUUUGAUCUCACAAGAGUAUAUGAGCGCUUAGCAAUCACAGCUCAGAACAGGAAAGUAAUGGUUUCCAGCUACCCAACUCAUUAUGAGCCAUCGCCCAACAGAUUCUGCAUCAGCCAAGUGAUGUGUUCGCAGAGCUUCUCUACUGGGUGCCACUACUGGGAAGUAAUUACUAAGGACAGUGACGGAUGGGCUGUUGGAGUUGCUCAUGAAAUGAUUGGUAAAAGGGACAAAUUAGGAAGAACGGAGCAUUCCUGGUGUAUAGAAUGGCUAGGUCCCAAAAAGCAGCUGUCAGCAUGGCACAGGAAUCAAGAAACGUUAUUGCACAAGGAUAAACCAUCGAAGGUUGGAGUUUUCCUGGAGCUACAAAAGAAGACCGUGUCAUUUUACUCCAUCACUGACAAAGAAAUGCUUUUGCAUACAUUUGAAAUCAAUACCUCAAAUCCUCUUUACCCUGCUUUCUGGCUAUAUAGUCUAGAAAGAAAUGGAUCUUUAACUAUAAGUCAUACAAACGGGAGGUAA